UGUUGUCAACAUAAUAUCAAAUAUAUCAAUACACAGCUGUGAACGUGUAAGUACAAGACGACUCUAAGUACAGUUGAAUUUACAUCGAUUAUAUGGUAAAACUCUAGCAAGAUGGAUAUUACACCGUUAUUCAGGGCAUACAUAAAAACAGUUAAAACUCGCAAUAAAGCUUUUGGGAUUCAAAGUCCUGUAAGCGACGAUAAACAGCGUAUACUGCGAACGAAGCCAAAGACGGCUUUCAUGAUCACAGCGAAAGAUAUUACUUCGCAAAUCACAAGGCUACGGGAUUUCCUGCUGCAGCACCGAGAGAAGUACUUGAGUUUCUACGAUAAUGUCGUAGAAAAUGAGAUGACUGAUGCGGAGAGAGAUCAAAUAGACACAGGAGCGCAAAGAAUUAUCAAUACAUGCUCUCACUUGCUUAAAGAGUUUAGGAAUGACAAUCGGAAAGUCACAGUCGCUCCUCAGAUGAAAGAAUACAUGGAAGCAGUCGCUGAUCUUAUAGACAUGUAUUUAAAAGCUGUGUGUAAGAUACACAGUGAGCUAAAAGCUCUGCGUGUUAAACGAACAUUAGUAAUGCGUAAACUAUCACGUUUGGAGCUUCCACAGACAAAGUCAAACAUUCCAAAUCCCUUCAUAGUAGGGAAAGCAGGUGAAAAAGACACUGACAAACUCCUAGAGAAGGAAACAGAAGAGUUGGAGGAGACUGAUAAUCCAAAAAAGAUGGAUUUGAAUGAGAAUGAUGUGGCGGUGUUAGCUGACGAGGAGCUUAGUGCUGAAGAGCUGCAGAUGUUUGAAUCAGAGAAUGUGCAGCUCCUGAAUGAGCUAAAUAGCAUGACGGAGGAAGUGAAAGCUAUAGAGAGCAAAGUUCUGCACAUUGCUGAAUUACAGGAAAUAUUUACUGAAAAGGUGUUACAACAAGAGCAAGAUAUAGACCGAAUAUCCAACACAGUUGUGGGGUCCACAGAAAACGUUAAGGAUGCCAAUGAACAAAUAAAGCAAGCCAUACAAAGGAAUGCUGGUCUUAGGGUUUAUGUACUUUUCUUCUUACUAGUCAUGUCAUUCAGUCUUCUUUUCUUAGAUUGGUAUAAUGAAUAAAUGGUGUAUGUUAUAAUAGAAUUA
Trichoplusia ni (cabbage looper) is the source of this 1119-nucleotide messenger RNA. It is a transcript of the gene Syx18, whose product is annotated as syntaxin-18. Gene Ontology annotation, cellular component: SNARE complex; endoplasmic reticulum. The transcript is spliced from 2 exons. Lineage: Eukaryota; Metazoa; Arthropoda; Insecta; Lepidoptera; Noctuidae. The record is from RefSeq and is a predicted model, not a curated record. Bases 112 to 1095 code for a protein of 327 amino acids. Gene Ontology annotation, biological process: retrograde vesicle-mediated transport, Golgi to endoplasmic reticulum.